UUGAUGUGAAAGCAGCGAGGAAGCAGCACAUUCAGAGACACUCCUGUUUAAUCGAGUCCUGCAUUGAAGAGAUGAAGCUUUAUCGUCUCUUUGUUUUCUGCCUGAUGGCGUCUGCAAGCCACAGUCAGGGAAGUGAUUUUUACAAAGGAGAAAGAGGAGAAAGAGGAGAAAGAGGAGAAAAAGGAGAAAGAGGAUUUCCUGGAUCUCCUGGAUUUCCAGGAAAUCCUGGACUUGGAAAUCCUGGACUACCAGGAAUUAAGGGAGAACGUGGAGAUGUAGGACCUCUAGGACCUAAUGGAUCAUCAGGACAACCUGGAUUCCCAGGACCACGUGGACGAAAGGGACAACCUGGAUCAGUUUUCAUGUGUGGAAGAGAUCCUGUUGAUUCUUUAAGAAAGGAUCUGGACACGUUGACGAGGACCACGGCACAGUUAAACCAGGGUAGGUCUUUUGACUUUGUGAGGAGGGUUGGUCAGAAAUACUUUGUGUCCAACAAGGAGACAGACUCGUUCUUGAAGGCCGUCCAGUUGUGCUCCCAGCGAGGCUUGGAGCUGGCUCUGCCCCAGAGUGAGGAGGAGAACAACGUGCUGACUCAGCUGAUUGGUGAAACUAUCAGAACAGCCUGGAUCAGUGUCAACAAUGAGAAAGCAGAGGGCAACUUUGGGUCUGAUGGGAAAAAUCGACCUCUGACCUUUACCAAAUGGGGAGAAGGAGAACCGGACGGGAGCAUCCAGGUUACAGGAUGCACCACGGUGUCUGAGAACGGCGUCUGGAGAGUGACGCAACACUGCUCUCUGAGCGCUCUCAUCAUCUGUCAGAUAUAG
Messenger RNA from Nematolebias whitei (Rio pearlfish), 824 nucleotides. Its product is annotated as pulmonary surfactant-associated protein D-like. The record is from RefSeq and is a predicted model, not a curated record. The transcript has 5 exons. Gene Ontology annotation, cellular component: multivesicular body; rough endoplasmic reticulum. Bases 72 to 824 code for a protein of 250 amino acids. NCBI's taxonomy places the organism in Eukaryota, Metazoa, Chordata, Actinopteri, Cyprinodontiformes, Rivulidae.